Molecule: messenger RNA, 1560 nt
Organism: Cucumis sativus (cucumber)
Lineage: Eukaryota; Viridiplantae; Streptophyta; Magnoliopsida; Cucurbitales; Cucurbitaceae
Product: putative F-box protein PP2-B8
Exons: 2
Coding region: 937-1470 (177 amino acids)
Source: RefSeq, a predicted model, not a curated record
AAAAAUUAUUUUGGUCCAAAUUUGUGACGGAUAAUUCUAAAAAUCAAUUUACUAUUUUUCUAAUAAAAUGAAAGGUUUUAUUUUAAUAUUUAUAUUGUUAACCCAAAAUCUGAUAAUUUUUAACUAGUUGUCUACCAAAACAAUUAGAUUUGUUUUAAGAUAUUAACAUAUAUAGCACUAUAUAAGAAGAAAUUGUAAAUAUAAUAAAAUUCGUGAAAGUUUAUCAUAAAAUUUGUUAUAUAUGCAAUUUCUUAAAAGUGAUAUAUUUAAUUAUUAUUGUGAAAAUUGCUAUACAAAGGAAUCUUCAAGUCGGAGAAUAACAAUGUUCAUUUCCAGGGAAUAACAAUGUUAACGAUGUUUAGAGAUGGUUGUAAUUUUAAAAAUUAAAUUUUAUUAAUCAUCCCUAUAAUAAUUGAUAUCCUUGUAGUCAUCUAUCCACUAAAUAAUUUUAUAAGGAUUUUCUUGACAUCCGUUAAUAUAAAAAAAUAAUAAUAAAACUAAAAGAGAAUAGUGUUUAGAAUCAUUGGAGAAGCAAAUUUCAAACGAAAGGGAGUGGGAAAAGAGAAGCGAAUCUGAGGGCAAAGAAAUGGUUGAGUUCUCUUCGCUACCGGAGGGAGUAAUAGCCAACAUCUUGUCACUGACGUCUCCAUUGGAUAACUGCCGGUUAUCGGCGGUUUCCUGGACUUUUCAUGCGGCGGCCCAGUCUGAUGUUGCCUGGGAGAGGUUUAUUCCUUCAGAUUACCACCUUUUAAUCUCUCGGAUGAAUCCUACCUCCAGUUCCAAGAAGGAUAUUUUCUUCUCCCUUUCCGAUACUCCGCUGCUCAUUGAUGACGGCAAACAGAGCUUUUCAUUGGACAUAUGGAGUGGAAAAAAAUGCAUAAUGCUCGGAGCAAGGGACCUGUCGAUUUCUGGGAGUGAUACCUCUUCCCUUUGGAAAUGGGUACCUCAUCAAGGGUCAAGGUUUUAAGUCUAGUGAUACCUCUUCCCUUGAGAGUGGGCUUGAGAAACAGGUUUGGAGAGGUAGUCGUGCUACUCGACAUAUGUUUGCUUGAAGUAAGUGGAAAGAUAAGUUGCAGAAUGUUGUCUCCUGCAACAACUUAUGCAGCUUACUUUGUGUUUAAGAUGAAGAAACGCAAGUACUAUGGAUUCAAUCUUGAUCCUGUGGAGGCCAUGUUGGGAGUUGUUGGCGAUGAUUGUCAUGGUAAGAAUGUUUGUUUGGACCCUGACUUGGAUAGCCCAUCUUGGUUGCACCAGUUUCUACCGUGGGCAGAGAGCAAUCAGAACAUGUCGGAGUUCGAGCAGCCAAACUGGAGAUCUGAUGGCUUGUUCGAAAUUGAGUUAGGAGAGUUUCAAACUAAUGGGAAAGAUGAUGAAGUUGAGGUCAUUCUUAGGGAGGACAAUCGUUGUUCUCCCAAGAGUGGCCUUGUCGUCGUGGGGAUAGAUAUCCGGCCUAAAACUAGCCCUGCUUAGAUGAACUCCUUGCGACCUUUUUGACAUGCCAAUUAAGCUUGCGUUCUUAAUAUUUUUUCACUGUCAACUUUCAUCAACAAAUUCAAAUUU